GCCAUCAAUCUCGCAGAUCUCUCUCACCCCAAAGACAACAGAAAACCUUCUUCACGCGCGCACGCACCAAAAUCACCUUCGAUCUCAUCACCGGGGAAGGGGGAUGGCCGCCGAGGAGGGAGCCGUGAUAGCGUGCCACACCAAGCAAGAGUUCGACACCCACAUGGCUAAUGGCAAGGAGACCGGCAAGCUGGUGAUCAUUGACUUCACUGCUUCCUGGUGCGGUCCUUGUCGUGUCAUAGCCCCAGUCUUUGCUGAGUACGCCAAGAAGUUCCCUGGCGCCAUUUUCCUGAAGGUGGACGUUGACGAGCUGAAGGACGUCGCUGAAGCAUACAACGUUGAGGCAAUGCCGACCUUCCUGUUUAUCAAGGAUGGUGCGAAGGUGGACACUGUUGUCGGUGGCAGGAAGGAUGAUAUCCAUACCAAGAUAGUGGCCCUCAUGGGUUCUGCAUCUGCCUAAGAAGGGAAGAGUGAUGCCCCUCUUGUGUCAAUAAGAGCCAGCACCUGGUGUAAGUAGUUAUCGCUGCAGUAUGCUUUGGCUUAGUCGUGACUGAACUUUGUGAUGAUUCGGUUUAGAGUUCAGAACUUCAGACAUUUGCACCGGUUGUUCUGAAUUACAGUACCUAAUGUUUUGCUACAGUUGCUUCGUUGUGAAGUUUGGAUAACUAUCCUGUCUGAAUGUUAAUGCAAAGCCAAUAUGCCGCUGACCUUAUUUA
Messenger RNA from Triticum dicoccoides, 716 nucleotides. RefSeq names its product thioredoxin H-type-like. Gene Ontology annotation, molecular function: protein-disulfide reductase activity. Lineage: Eukaryota; Viridiplantae; Streptophyta; Magnoliopsida; Poales; Poaceae. The record is from RefSeq and is a predicted model, not a curated record. The transcript has 3 exons. The coding region runs from base 104 to 460 and encodes 118 amino acids.